CGUAUGUUCCUGUGACGCGCAGAAAUUUUAAACUAUCGUCCUUGUCAGUGAUGGCGGCUUCGUUAAGUUCUCUCCCUGUAAGCUGUAAUAACAAAUGGUACUACACACGACAACAGAUCGAGAAUAGCCCAUCUCGGCGAGCUGGACUUGAUCCUGACAAGGAACUGUCCUACAGACAACAGGCAGCGAACCUGCUCCAGGACAUGGGACAGCGGCUCAAUGUGUCCCAACUUACAAUUAAUACAGCCAUCGUGUACAUGCAUCGAUUCUACAUGGUCCAGUCGUUCACUAGAUUUCACAGAAAUGUUAUAUCUCCCGCCGCACUAUUUCUCGCUGCAAAGGUCGAGGAGCAGCCCAGGAAGCUGGAACAUGUUAUCAAGGUGGCCCAUGCAUGCCUCGAUCCUCAGGAUCCUCCACCAGAUGUACGCAGUGAUGCCUACCUGCAACAAGCCCAAGACCUGGUCAUUCUUGAGAGCAUAAUACUCCAGACCUUGGCUUUUGAAAUCACCAUUGAUCAUCCUCAUACUCAUGUCGUCAAGUGCACUCAGCUUGUCAGAGGUGAGCACCAGCUCUUCAACUUAGCUCCAUUCUCUUUGUAUAUUUCAGCAUCGUAUGAAGUUUGCUGUGAAACGGUUAACUCGCAGGUUUUAAGUGUGUUUUUUUGUUCUGUUGUUGUUCCAGCAAGUAAGGAUCUUGCUCAAACAUCAUACUUUAUGGCCACUAACAGUCUUCACUUGACCACGUUCUGCCUGCAGUACAGUCCGCCGGUCGUGGCCUGCGUGUGCAUCCAUCUUGCCUGCAAAUGGUCCAACUGGGAGAUCCCCGUGUCCACAGACGGCAAACACUGGUGGGAGUAUGUUGAUCCCACAGUUACCCUCGAGCUGCUGGAUGAGCUCACACAUGAGUUCCUGCAGAUUCUGGAAAAAACACCCAGCCGGUUAAAACGGAUUCGCAACUGGAAGGCUGGAGGUCAGACCCCAAAAGCCAAGCCAAAAGUCCAGGAGGAGGGGGACCAGAGGGACACCAUGAUGAGCAUGAUCUCUAUGGCGUCAUCAGAGAGCACCUUGGCAGGCUUGAUGAGCCUCUCGGCUCCACCUUCCGACUCCUCUUCCAUCGUGGACAAGGACCGAGGUGACUCUGGCAGCGCCCCGACUUGGAGUGGCAAAGGCCAGGCUGGAUCCGAGCAGCCCAACGAUGUGCACGUCCCAGCUAAGGUGUCGCUGAGUGAGUACCGGGCCAAGAACGCAGACGUCCUGGCUGCCCAGAAGAGAAAGCUAGAGAACAUGGAGGCCAGCGUGAAGAGGGACUAUGCCAACGCUGCCCAGGCCCUCAUUGGUCAGCAGCAGCGGAAGGAGAAGCAGCCACAUCACCACCAGCAGUCCAGCUCCUCCGCCUCUGACAACCCGUCGCCCAUAAUUCUGAAAAUCCCCCUGGAGAAAGAGAGGCAUGAGAGGACCUCUCUCAAAAUGCGCUUACCUCUAGCGGGGGGAGGGGGCGGCGGACAUAGUGGAGGCGCCCGAGGUCAUGAACAGGACAUCAAAGUCAGAAUACGAGUGCCUGAGAAGCAAAGGGGGAGUUCGGGUGAGGAGGGCAAGAGCAAGGACAAGCACAGGGACCGGUCUAACCACCACCACCACCAUUCCUCCUCUACGGGUGGCUCACUGUCCUCAUCACACAAACAUUCAUCUAGUUCUAGUGGGGCUGUCGGAGGCAGCAAAAAGAUCCCCAGCGACUCUUCUAGAAUGAGCUCUUCGUCCUCUUCUGCAUCUCGUAAGAGGACGCACUCCCAAGAUCCCACAGCAGGCACUCACCCUGCCUCUAAAGCCAGCAAGUCCUCUAGGAAUCCCUACCAGCUGCCGUCCCUUUCUUCUUCCUCUGGGCAAACUCUGGGCCACGGCCCUGACAUUCUCCCCGCCCUGGGCCCCCCCCACCACCAAGGGAUCUAUCCGCACCCCAAAGGUGACAAGACAGACACUAACGGGCACGGUGCAGCUGGCGGAGCGCAGUCAAACGAGUACCAGGACACUUUUGAAAUGCUAAACUCACUUCUGAGUGCACAGGGGGUCCAGCCGUCCCAGCCGUCCAUGUUUGACUACAGAUCCCAAUAUGGGGAAUACCGUUACAGUGGGGGCUCCAGAGGAAUCAACCCCAGGCCCCCGCCCCUCCCUUCAGAACCACCUCCCCCACUGCCACCGUUACCCAAAUAAGAUCCUCAUCAGGAGACAUACUAUAUACAUUUUACUUGACAUCCCGGACAUCCAUCUUGUUACAUAAAGUAUUGUAUAAUGUUAUUUUUUAAACUAGCCCAACUAUUUUUUACAGGCUUCAGUGACAGCAAUGAAAUGUACUGGUGAGAUAAAUGAGUUAGCAACCUUUUUCUUUUUACAUGUGUGGGGCAAUAAUGAGAGGCUUUAAAAGCUUGCGAAAUGCACGGGGGAAAACACAGGAUAGUGUAGAUAAUAUCUUAAGCUCUUCUGUUUUACUCAAAUGAAAUGUCAUGAUGGAACCUGGUGAUUUUAGCAUUGCGGUUUUGGAAGUUGUCUUGAAAUCAUGGGGAAACUCAAAUUUCCAUCACAUGUACAUUUUAGGUCUUCUUACCAAUUGUUUUUAUAAUGUUUUUAUAGUAUGUUAUUUAUUAAUUGUAGGCUUUUAAAAAAAAAAAAAAACCAUAGUCCCCUUUUCUACCUUUUUUAAGGUUCUCCCUUUGUUCUUUUUUUGGCAGAGGGGUAUUUCUUCAUCAAAACUGUACAGGCUAGUUUGAGAGUGCAUGUCUCUAAAGCCAUCUUUUCAAUGUUUUUGUCUUAUUUUUCAUUUUACAUAUUUUCCUCCUUAUAUUUUUGAACAGCCAUAACCUAAAAGAAUAAAUAGGUGAGUGCCCAUCCCUGGUAUUUAUCAAAUGUAUUUCCUUCAUUAUUUGAUGAACUUGUACAAAGACUGUAAAAUGUUUAAAACAAACAUGAAAUAUUUUUUACAUUUUGUUAAAAAAAGUGCAAAAAAAAUUGUAAACUAAGUAAGCUUGUACUUUUUUGUUUUUAGAUUUUGAGUGUUGCAGUCAUUGUUUUAAAUGGUUGUAAAAUAUUCAUAUUCAGUUCUCAAAUGAUUACACUAGUGGACAGAGUCCAUACCAAGGAUAUACAUCUAUUCAAGGGGUUCAAAGAGUUCAGACAUAUCUACAUGGUCCAAAUGAAGGAAUUGCCAACAAGAAAAUCCCUCUAAAGAAAGGCGAGUUUUUAAGUCAUGUGAUCUGUCACUUGUUCAUCAGUGUCCUCUGGAGGGAAGUCUUUUUUCGGAGAUGACAGCUAAAUGCAAAGAAAGUCAUAGGCAGACCCUAUAGAUGGACAUUUGUCAUGUUGGCAUCAGCAGCGCCCUGAAACCGGGGGAAAAGCUCCAUUUGGGGCGACCAUAUUAAGCACAAUCUACAAUAAAGGUAUUCACAAUACACUAUAUCAAAUUCUAAUCAAAUGCCAGUUGUCCGUCUUCAGUGAUCAUUUGUUUCUGCAUUUCCCUUUGGGGAUGUUUGAAAUCUGCCAAAUCAUGCUGGUCUGAUGUAAUCAUGCAAAAAAAAAAAAUCUUUUGACUUUACACCUUCAAAAAAAACAGAAGCUAUUCAGCUUCAGGUUGUUAAUAAUCCACCCACACACCAUGAUUCAUGUAGUUGUGUAAAUCCCACAGGCAAGCAGGUUAUCAGCAGACAUCCACUGAAGAGUCAGGAGUGUAACGUAUAAUAUGCUCUUAAAUUAAUGAUUACUUUGUGUUAAAUCUAGUGGAAGGGGGGCCACUUUUUGGCUAGAAAGUGUACAUUGAAUUCAUACUAAGCUCAUGUGGUUUUGAUUGUAUAGUAUUACUGCUUUGUUUGAUCAAAAACUUUGUUUUAGGCAGUUCACAGAAAUGCAGUACAACAAAUCAUCAGCUGUUGUCAGAUCUUUUUGUUCCCUUGAUUUUAUGGAAGAUACGGCAGACAGAGCUUUUAUUGGUUGUAACAGGGAAACAGUAAAUGCACUGAAUAUUUAUCUCAGUAGGUUUGCCUACAAUGCAAAUGACGUGUUUCAUGUCUAAUGGUUAGACUAUAAAAAUAGAUAUUUCCAUUUUUGAAAAUGAUCUUAUUGGAGAUGCACAAAUCUUCCAAUUUAAGUAUUAACUUCAUGCUGUGAGGAAAGUCAUAAUAAAAGGACACGCAUUUCAAAAGAAAUCACAUGUCAGAAUAAUGGAAGACACUCAUGCAACCUAACAAUGCAAAAUUACAUAGCUACAAUAAGUUUCAUGGUUUUUUUUUCACGGCUUGGUGUUUUUUUUGACACUCUGGUCCGGAAAUGAAACGUUUUGGGAUUUUAUUUGUUUUUAGUUUAAACAUAUGUGAACACUGUUCUUUUUGAUAUAAUGUGGUUGCUUUAUUCUCAAUUAAAGUCAAUAAAUAUUUUAAGAAA
Etheostoma cragini (Arkansas darter) is the source of this 4424-nucleotide messenger RNA. RefSeq names its product cyclin T1 (gene ccnt1). The record is from RefSeq and is a predicted model, not a curated record. Gene Ontology annotation, cellular component: cyclin/CDK positive transcription elongation factor complex; nucleus. The transcript is spliced from 8 exons. Bases 51 to 2207 code for a protein of 718 amino acids. Lineage: Eukaryota; Metazoa; Chordata; Actinopteri; Perciformes; Percidae. Gene Ontology annotation, biological process: positive regulation of DNA-templated transcription, elongation; regulation of transcription by RNA polymerase II. Gene Ontology annotation, molecular function: cyclin-dependent protein serine/threonine kinase activator activity.